Cheilinus undulatus (humphead wrasse) is the source of this 2183-nucleotide messenger RNA. It is a transcript of the gene sumf1, whose product is annotated as sulfatase modifying factor 1. Gene Ontology annotation, cellular component: endoplasmic reticulum. NCBI's taxonomy places the organism in Eukaryota, Metazoa, Chordata, Actinopteri, Labriformes, Labridae. The transcript is spliced from 10 exons. The record is from RefSeq and is a predicted model, not a curated record. The coding region runs from base 299 to 1366 and encodes 355 amino acids.
CGUCGUCUCAGGCGGUAGUUGUGAUGAAAGCUGGGAAAUGAAUGUGGUUAUACCCCCUCCACCAAGGAAUAUCUUAAUUUUGUCAUCUCAUCCAGCACAAGCAUUUUACUGUCAAGGUGGUAAAAGGCAUCUGGUGUAACUGGAAGCAAUUUUCACUGUAACAUUUUGAAAUUAAGAUAUGAACUAUACAAGCUGGUAUUCGGGAAAGAAAGAGUUAAACUUUCUCACACUCUACCAGCUGACACACUACGUCACACUGCGGAAGUGAAAGUGACAACAUGAGCUGUGUCUUGCCAGGAUGGUUCGUAAUUUAGCGUUUCUUUUCCUUUUGAGUUGUCUGUGUUUCUCUCAAACUGCGGCCGAAGAGGAGUCAUCGAGCUGCGGCUGUGACAAACUAAAGAGAGCCACUGCUGAAGAGCCUUUGGAGGAGGAAACAGAGCCAGCAGCUCAAAAAUACUCCAAAGGCGCCAAUGAGGGGCUGUCCGAGGCUCAGGAAACGGAGGAUGAAAUACAAAGUCAGAUGGUCCUGAUUCCUGAAGGGGAGUUCCUGAUGGGAACAGACGACCCGGGUAUCCCUGCUGAUGGUGAGGGUCCUCAGAGGCUGGUCCAUGUGGACUCCUUCUCCAUGGACAUCCAUGAAGUCACCAAUAGACAGUUUCAGAGCUUUGUUGAGGCCACAGGGUACAUAACUCAGGCAGAGAAAUUUGAAGACUCAUUUGUAUUUGAGGGACUUUUGAGCGAGACUGUCAAAGAAAAAAUCACACAGGCAGUUGCUGCUGCCCCCUGGUGGCUGCCAGUCAAAGGAGCUGAUUGGAGGCACCCAGAAGGUCCCGACUCAUCAUUAGUAGACAGGCUCGACCACCCUGUUCUCCAUGUUUCUUGGGUGGAUGCUGCUGCCUACUGCUCCUGGGCCAAUAAGAGGCUUCCCACAGAGGCAGAGUGGGAGUACGCCUGCAGGGGUGGCUUGAAAGACAGACUUUACCCCUGGGGAAACAAGCUGAACCCAAGAGGAGAACACUAUGCCAACCUCUGGCAGGGAGAGUUCCCAAAUCACAACUCUGGGGAGGACGGGUACAUGAAAACCUCACCGGUGAUGUCCUUCCCAGCUAAUGGUUUUGGUCUGUAUGACAUGGUUGGUAAUGCGUGGGAAUGGACCUCAGACUGGUGGACUGUGAUUCACACCACAGACCGGCAAAUAAACCCAACAGGUCCUCCAUUAGGCAAAGACAAAGUAAAGAAGGGAGGAUCAUACAUGUGCCACAAGUCCUACUGUUACAGAUACAGAUGUGCAGCCCGGAGUCAGAACACUCCAGACAGUUCUGCCUCAAAUCUUGGUUUUCGAUGCAUCUCUCAGAAACAAUUGUGACCGAAGCUACUUGACUGAAACACUGUCCCACUUAUUCAAGCUUUUCUCUGAUGUCUUUGGAGAGGAAGGAAUGAAGAGAUGUAACAGUGCCUUUCUAAGUGCCGUUUCGUUUAUGUGCUUUUGAAGAUGAAAAGACAGACGGUUAGUCUGAGGAAAAAAUGCUUUGUAUCUCACAUCAUAGCUGUUUUUCUCAGAUUGUUAUAACUUAACAUUAUUUCUUAUUUUUUAUAAGAAAUUAAUAGAAAAGCUUAGAUCAUUAUGGUCUUGUAAAAAAAUGUUUAUAUUCAGCACUGGCUGAAGUACAGACAAAAACCAAGAAGAGCUGUUAAAUAAUACUUACAGCUCCUGUAAGGAGCUUUUAGUUUGUGAGCUCUUUAUUCUUCACUGAUGUGGACUGUUCAUGUGUGACCAGUGUUUGUUGUUUUUUUUUUUUUAACUGUCAUACUUUAUUUAAACUAAAAAACAUAUCACUCAUCAGAAUUCCUUUUUAAUAAAGGUUGUGACUGCAGCGUGCCAUUAAUCCCAGCUAACACCCACAGGCAGUGUUAAAAUAUAUCUAUAAAGAGGACAUAUCAGAAUCAAUUUCACUGUAUUUCAUUACCAGUUGAGAAUUCCUCUCAGGAGCUUUUAAUCCAUGAUAAAUGAGAUGCUUAACAGUCCUUUUUGGCUUUAUCUGCAUAUUCUUGGUUUUUGUGACUAAAUUUUAAGAGUUCCAUUUCAUUUCAACAUUUUUUUUCAUACUGGUUGUAUUUUUUCUUUUAGUUCAAAGAUAAAAAGAUUUCUUAAUGAGCCUUGCAAUAAAACAGUUUAUCAGGCA